AUGCCCGGUGGUCCAGUCGCUUCAGGCCCGGGGAUCGGCGCCAAUGCACCCAAGAACAAGUUUGCGGGCAUUCUAAUGACAUCCUUUGCCGCCUUUGGUGGUAUUCUCUACGGUUACGAUACCGGUGUCAUCUCAGGUAUCAAGGUCAUGUGCGAUUGGCUCGAGACCUUUGGUAAACACGACCCCUCGAGAUUCGCUGGCGCUUGUGCAAACACCUCCGGCGCUGACUACGGCAUCUCCUCCUCCACCGAGUCCCUCGUCGUUUCCAUCUUAUCCGCUGGUACCUUCUUCGGUGCCCUCCUCGGUGCCCCCAUCGCCGACUACAUCGGUCGCAAGUGGGGUAUCGUCCUCGCCUGCCUGGUCUUCUCCGCCGGUGUAGCAAUGCAAACCGGCUCCACCGCCAUUGCCCUCUUCGUCGUCGGCCGUGUCUUUGCCGGUCUCGGCGUCGGUAUCAUCUCCACCCUCAUCCCCAUGUACCAGUCCGAGUGCGCCCCCAAGUGGAUCCGUGGUGCCGUCAUCUCCGCCUACCAGUGGGCCAUCACCAUCGGUCUCCUCCUCGCUGCCAUUGUCAACAACACCACCCAGCACUGCCCCAACCACUCUGCAUGGCGUAUCCCCAUUGCCAUGCAGUUCAUCUGGGCUGCCGUCCUCUCCCUCGGUAUGAUGUUCUUUCCCGAGUCUCCCCGUUGGCUCAUCAAGCAUGGCCGCGAUGCCGACGCUGCCAAGGCCCUCUCUCGUCUUACUUCCCUCAACGCCCACAAUCCCGAGGUCGAGACUGAGCUGGCCGAUAUCCGCGCUAACCUCAAGGCCGAGGAGCAGAUUGGCGAGCACUCGUACGCCAACUGCUUCCGCAGCGGUCCCAACAAGAUCACUCUCUGCACCUGGACCGGUAUCAUCCUCCAGGCGUGGCAGCAGCUCACCGGUAUCAACUUCAUCUUCUACUACGGCACGACCUUCUUCCAGAACUCUGGCAUCUCGGACGCCUUCCUGAUCAACGUCGCCACCAACGUCAUCAACGUAGGCAUGACCCUCUCCGGCAUGUGGGGUGUCGAGCGCUUUGGUCGCCGCCGCUUGCUCCUGAUCGGCGCCAUCGGUAUGACCAUCUGCGAGUUCCUCGUCGCCAUCGUCGGUGUCACUGUUUCGGUCGAUAACACUGCGGGCCAAAAGGUGCUCAUCGCGUUUGUGUGCAUCUACAUUGCGUUCUUCGCCUCCACCUGGGGUCCCAUUGCUUGGGUCGUCGUUGGUGAGAUUUACCCACUCGCCGUCCGUGCCAAGGCCAUGUCCCUCGCCACCGCCUCCACCUGGUUGUGGAACUUUGGUAUCAGCUAUGCCACACCCUACAUGGUCAACUCUGGCCCGGGCAACGCGGACCUCAGUGUAAAGGUGUUCUUCGUAUGGGGCUCGACCUGCGCGUGCUGUAUCCUGUUCACGUACUUCUUCAUCCCCGAGAUGAAGGGCCUCUCGCUCGAGCAGGUCGACAUCCUCUACCAGAACACGACGCCGCGCCGCUCGGUACAGUACCGCAAGCAGCUCGUCGCGGAGGACGUGCACGCCUUGGACCUCCAGGGUGAGAAGCACGGCGCCGUGUACGAGCACUCGGACGACAAGGUGUAA
Gloeophyllum trabeum ATCC 11539 is the source of this 1614-nucleotide messenger RNA. Its product is annotated as MFS monosaccharide transporter. Gene Ontology annotation, cellular component: membrane. The record is from RefSeq and is a predicted model, not a curated record. Lineage: Eukaryota; Fungi; Basidiomycota; Agaricomycetes; Gloeophyllales; Gloeophyllaceae. Gene Ontology annotation, molecular function: carbohydrate:proton symporter activity. The coding region runs from base 1 to 1614 and encodes 537 amino acids. The transcript has 5 exons. Gene Ontology annotation, biological process: carbohydrate transport; transmembrane transport.